Molecule: messenger RNA, 1066 nt
Organism: Salvia splendens (bonfire salvia)
Lineage: Eukaryota; Viridiplantae; Streptophyta; Magnoliopsida; Lamiales; Lamiaceae
Product: autophagy-related protein 101
Exons: 7
Coding region: 148-798 (216 amino acids)
Biological process (GO): autophagosome assembly; autophagy
Cellular component (GO): phagophore assembly site; Atg1/ULK1 kinase complex
Molecular function (GO): protein kinase binding
Source: RefSeq, a predicted model, not a curated record
CAUUGUUUGAGCAAAUAAUGUGGAGUAUUUCUGUUGCAGUCGUAAUUUUUUUGAUGUAUAUAUUUGACGACUUCGACGCAGCGAGCUGCCGUUAAUCAGUGCGUUCUUUUCUCUCCGAUCGAAUUUCUCUUUGAUUUUCAAAGCUUGAUGAACUGCGAAAUCUGCCAACUCAAAGAACUCGAUGUUGAGCACUUUGAGAUACACGAAGUUCUUCGUUGUAAGAUUUUGCACACUAUUUUGUUCCACAGAGCUUUAGGGCUUGUGCGCCCAAAAGACAUUGAUUUGGAACUUUUCGAGAUUACAUAUGUGCAAUGUGGUGAUGUCGAACUUGAGAGGAAAGUAGAUGAGAAGAUUGACCAAUUCCUAGACAGGGUGGACAAGCACCCGAAUAAGAAAAAUCAGAUAUGUUUGUCCUUCUAUGAGGUAAAAAACAAACAGCCUACAUGGUUCACUAAUAAAGUUGAACGCCUUUACUGGGAACAGUGGUACAUAAACUUGAAUGUGGCACCGCAUCAGAAAGGACAUUCUGGAAAGUCCACCUCUUCCAAAAUAGUAGUCGAUCCUGAAGCUGAGGAAAGGACUGUUCGCCGUGCGGCACUAGAAGCUUCACUUCGUGAUGUUCUGUUCCAGAUAAUUAGAUUUGUGAAUGAAAAGAAGGAUCACAUUCCUCCAAUACCAAACCUUGAAGGCGUUUCAUUCCCCUAUGAAAUUACUAUCUCAAGUUCGUCAGAUUCUGCAUUUGGAAUGGAAAUGUUCAAGAGGAUGCUCCAAACCGGGCAUCCUACGAUGCUCAGCUGACUUGCGCUAGCUGCUAUUUUUCGUCUCCAGCUCUCCGUUAUGUACUUGUAAUGCUGCCUGUGAAUAUUUUAUGCUAAAUUAUGUAAAUUGAGCUCUAACUUACAGCCAAUUAUAUGAAUUUAUGUACUUGGAAUGGAUAUGCUGUGAAUACAUUCAUUGUAUGGAGCUCUAUUUUACAGCCACAUCGAAUUUGGUGCUCUAUGGAAGCACGGCGAUUGUGUACAUAUAUCAAUUAUGUAAUUAUUCUUUAUACGAAUUUUUAUUCUGA